Molecule: messenger RNA, 4259 nt
Organism: Mercenaria mercenaria
Lineage: Eukaryota; Metazoa; Mollusca; Bivalvia; Venerida; Veneridae
Product: peptide-N(4)-(N-acetyl-beta-glucosaminyl)asparagine amidase-like
Exons: 7
Coding region: 77-2023 (648 amino acids)
Biological process (GO): protein quality control for misfolded or incompletely synthesized proteins; protein deglycosylation; glycoprotein catabolic process
Cellular component (GO): cytosol; cytoplasm; nucleus
Molecular function (GO): peptide-N4-(N-acetyl-beta-glucosaminyl)asparagine amidase activity
Source: RefSeq, a predicted model, not a curated record
UGGUUAACGAGUAUGCUUGAGGACGAAGUGAAUCCAAAAUACUCUCUACAACUUUAACGUCACUUCCUGGUAAACAAUGGCACCUGUCUUGUCAUCGGUGAAGCAAUUAGUGAAUGAAAACACUGCUAAGGACUUUAUGACAGCAUCAGAAAUAUUGCUUAAGUUUGCAAACAAUGUAUUACAACACCCGUCAGAGCAGAAGUAUCGUCGUAUCAGGUUAGGUAACCCCACUGUUGAAAACAAGCUUCUUCCAGUAAGUGGAGCCAUGGAAUGUCUGUUUGAAAUGGGAUUUUCCGAGGAUGGGGAGUAUUUAAGCUUGCCUAAAUCAGCCUCGCUGAGUACUUUAUCACAAAUCAAAACACAACUAGAGAAUGAACGAGGGAUCGUGCAGAAGUCUUCCAUGCCCACUACACCAAGUACCUCUGGACCUCAAGCUGGUGCUUCCACCGGAGCUCAAGCAUCUGGCGGACAAGUCCCAUCAACAGCUACCCUUGCAAGCAGUCUUACAAAUUUGUCUGAACUUGUAGGAAAAGAACAGGACUUUUACAGGAAGCUGGAAGCUCAGCUUCAGCAUGUACUUGUGUAUGAAGACCGAAGACAGCAGCAAAAAGCAAGGGAGGUAAUUCCAAUUGCUCAACUUGAGAAAGAAGCAAAAACUAAGCUUGAACAGCUGAGUCAGUGUGAGAACUCUGGAGACGAUCAAACAAAUUCUAGUCCAAAGUUAGAUAUGCAGGACUGUUUGGUGCUAGCUUUACUUAAUUGGUUCAAGAACUCUUUCUUUAAAUGGGUUGAUGCACCAGCUUGUCGAGGGUGUGGAGGAAAACCUGUAUUACAAGGGAAUAUAGCGCCGACACCAGAAGAAUUAAGAUUUGGAGGGAACCGGGUGGAAAAUUAUAAAUGUCCAUCUUGUCAGACCUUUACAAAAUUUGUACGCUACAAUGACCCAGGGAAGCUUUUGGAAACAAGAGAGGGACGAUGUGGCGAGUGGGCAAACUGUUUCACCCUUUGUUGUAGGGCGAUGAAUUUUGAAGCUCGUUACGUCUUGGAUUGGACGGAUCACGUGUGGACGGAGGUGUAUUCGAAUUCUCAGCAGCGUUGGGUGCACUGUGAUCCGUGUGAAAAUACAUGUGAUAAGCCGUUGCUGUAUGAGGUAGGGUGGGGUAAAAAGUUAACUUACAUUAUUGCAUUUUCCGUUGAUGAUGUUGAGGAUGUAACAUGGAGGUAUACCUCAAAUUUUGAUGAAAUCCUAAAGAGAAGGAAUGAAUGCAGGGAAAACUGGUUGGUGAAAACUUUGUACAAUCUUGAUAAAAAGAAAUGGAGUUCAAUGCCGGAGGCAAAGCGUAAUAUUAGACUGAAAAGGAAGAUUGUGGAACUUGUUGAGUUUAUGACACCAAAGGCUGCUGAUGGACAGAAUUUGUCAGGUCGCACAACAGGAUCGUUAGCUUGGAGGUUGGCUAGAGGAGAACUUGGCACUCAGCCAGCUCAAACAGCAGAACCAUAUGUAUUCAAGCUGACUGAAAAAGAAAAAUCAAGUAGAAAGUUUCAUCUGACCUAUUCCUCUGCCAAAGAUGAGUAUGUCAGGUUGUCAAAUGAUGGUGAAAAAUCUUCGGGCUACCAGUCCAUGGUAAACAAGUCAGAAAAUAUAUUCCGGAAGGUGGAAGCAGACUGGAAAAUGGCAUACCUUGCACGUAAUGAGGGCACAGACAAGGCCGAAAUUGUCUGGAAAUUUGACUUUACUGAGAGUAGUCUGAAGGUAGACAGUUUGGAAGUGAAGAUUGACUGUGCCACUUAUGAGAACGGUAAAAUCAACUGGAUCAUCUGUUCCGAUGAGACAUGUGCUAUGCUGAAAGGUGGCCCAGCAUUGCAGACUGUGAAUGAACUCAAUGGCCAGACUGGUUUUACACUUACUGCUUCACUUUCUGGUGGGCAGGGCAAUGUUGCCUGGCAACAUACACAGCUAUUCAGACAAUCAAGUGAGGAUACCGUUAUGUGUCCAUUUGAAAUCCUAAUCAAGUUCAAAUAGACACUGCUGAUAAAUUAACAACCAAGCAUUAUAGACACUGUUAUGUAUAUUUUUUGAUAAUUUUUAAGUUGUCAGAAGGAUAGGAUUAUUAUAAUAGUGAGCUGGGUCUUUAGUGAAUUUUGCCAGGUUGGGAUCAUAUGAAGCAGGCAACAACUGAGUAUGAUCCUGCCUUGUUAAAUCCACAGAGCCAAACACAUCUAAGCUAUUAUUAACUUUUCAUUAUAUCCAUUUGCUUAUAUUUUGUUUUUAUCAGAACCAAAAGGAUUAUAAAGUCUUGAAGUAAAAGACACAACCUUGGGCCUCGGCGAAAAAUUACAAAGUAUCUUUAACUCUUACAACUCUAUGCAAAACACUGGUUUGGAUAAAAUCAUCAAAUUUGGGUUUGCUUUCAAAUUCUUUAAGGUAUUACAGCAUAUAUAGUCAGAUGCAUUGGCGUGGUAAUAGGCUUUGUGAGUAAAGCAUUGACUGAUAAGUGUAUGUUAUAGAUCGUUUAUGGGACCUUCUUAACAGAUAAUAAGUAUGCAACAACAUUUUCUGUGUUAUGCAUUGUAUUGUACACAUCAAUACUGUUGUCUAUGAUUAAAUAUGGACCAAAAACCUCACCAGAAAAAAUGUACUGAAUUUGGUAAAAAUAAAUAUGGACCACAGUUACACCACAGGAUUGAGCUUGGAUCAUACAGUCUUGUAAAAAUAUUGAUAUUUAUUAUAUUUUCUGUAAAUAAAGUUUUUUCCCCCGUUUGUCAAAACUAUGACCUUAAACAAAAGGUUAAUGUCAUAUUUACUGUUCUUUGGUUCCUACCAUUUAGUGAAAAAAGUAAGUUUGAUAUAGUACAACAAUUGUCGACUUUUGAGCCAUUUGAUAUCAUGUGAUAUCCACAGGAAGAAAGCAUUAUUGACUGUUGCUUAAAUAUCACAUCAUAUCCAAUUUCUCAAGAGUCAGAAACUCUGUACUGGUUAAUCGCAUAUUUAUUGUGGGUAGGGAUUUUUUUUUUCAGUUUUCAGUAAUUUCUGGUCAGCCUAUAACACAAAGAAAUUGUUUUAUUGUUCUAUAUUGUAUUAUGUUAUAUUUCAUGUACAUGACUAUUGUAGACUUAAUUCAACUAUGUUGUGAUGAUGUCAUUUUUGUUUUGAUACAAAUAUGGUACUUGAUUUUCUGUUCCUUCAGCAAAUAUUCAUAAAAUACACUGCAUAUUGAUUAACCCUUACCAUGCUGGAUUUCCUUAAUGAACUUGUCCAUCUUUCAAUUUGGACAGUACCAUUAGCUGUUAACAGGGGUGCUUACCAAAUAGAUACUGACUGAAUGGCAAACAGUGCAGAUCAUGAUCAGCCUGCAAAGGCAGAAUCAAUCGUGUCCUGCAUGAUGAAGGUUAAGUUACAAGAUUUACAUGUACAUACAUGUAUUUUUGGUCAUCCAAACAGUACUACGAAAAACAGAAAGAUUGACAGUGGCGUAGUGACAGGAGAACUUUCUAUUUGCCAUAGAUCAAGUAAAAGAACAGGAGGGAAGUUUAUGUAAUUUUAACUUCAAGUUUUGACACAAGUCUAGCUAAAUUUUUUGUUGAAUUUGUGCACAUUCCAGUAAAAAGCACAAAGUAUUGACGAGUGAUAUGUAUAAGGAGUUAUGUAAUCAGAGUAUUUAGAUGUACACAUUAUAAAACAAUUGUUAAACCGAAUUUUGCCAAUCAAAACAAUAUGAAUUUACACAAGCAACUAGGACAGUUCAUGGCAGAAGUUUAUUCUGUUUUAUAGGAAUUUACCUGUAACACUUGUACUGAGCAUAUACUGUACAAGCAGAAAUUUUCGCAAGGGUUUAAAUUUCGCUAUAUUCGCAAGGCCCUACAUAUCGUGAAAAUUAAUCCUCACAUAAUUAUUUACCAUUAAUAUUAUUUAAAUUAAGUAUGAUACCAGUUUUACAAUUUCGCAAAUUUUAAACCUAACGAACAUACUCAAAAUUUCAAAUGUGCCAAAUUUGAUUCAGCGAAAAUACAUGCUUUUACAGUAUUUUGCGUCUAAAUCUCAACCUGCCUUAUAUCGGAUCUGCUAUUUAUUAAAAAAAAUAUAUGACUGUUGCACUGUCUUUAAUCUGUUGCCUCAGUGCAAUUGUACUACAUGUGUUUUGUGUCUAUUAUAAGCAGUUACAACAGUUUUGCGUUGACAGUUUUUUCCGUUCUUUCCAAAACUUGUAAUUUUUGCUGAUUUUUUUUUAUUCUUUGCCAAUUAUAUAUUGUAAAAUUUG